UCCCGCAGAGGCGGCGGCGUCGGGGAGCGAUCGCGGCGAGUUUUGGGCACCGGCAGCGGGCACCGGGACUGGCACCGGGAGCAGCACCGGCCCGCGGCUGCACUAUGACUCUGGAGGAGCUGCCCGGGGAUCAGCGCACCGCCGGGAGGAUGGAGCAGGCGGGGGACGCGCUGGAGGAGGUGCUGAGCAAAGCGCUGAGCCAGCGGAGCCUCACCCUCGGUGUCUACGAGGCUGCCAAGCUGCUCAACGUGGACCCGGAUAACGUGGUGCUGUGCUUGCUGGCGGCGGACGAGGAGGAGGCGGGGGACGCGGCUCUGCAGAUCCACUUCACCUUAAUCCAGGCUUUUUGUUGUGAAAACGACAUCAACAUCCUCCGCGUCAGCAACCCGGCGCGGCUGGCCCAGCUCCUGCUGCCGGCCACCGGCACCGAGCCGCCCACCGACCUCCACUGCGUCUUGGUCACGAACCCCCACUCAUCCCAGUGGAAGGAUCCAGCACUGAGUCAGCUGAUGUGCUUCUGCCGGGAGAGUCGCUACAUGGACCAGUGGGUGCCGGUGAUUAACCUCCCCGAGCGGUGACCUCCACGCUCCCCCAGCUCCACUCCAAAAAGUUUUUCUUUGGCAAUACUUUUAUAGCAAGUUGCUCAGGAAUUAACUCCCUGGUUUCCCCCCCCUCCUCCACACUUCUCCCCAGCGUGGGAAU
Molecule: messenger RNA, 702 nt
Organism: Dryobates pubescens (Downy woodpecker)
Lineage: Eukaryota; Metazoa; Chordata; Aves; Piciformes; Picidae
Gene: GADD45A
Product: growth arrest and DNA damage inducible alpha
Exons: 4
Coding region: 105-578 (157 amino acids)
Biological process (GO): regulation of cell cycle
Cellular component (GO): cytoplasm; nucleus
Source: RefSeq, a predicted model, not a curated record